Molecule: messenger RNA, 483 nt
Organism: Hibiscus syriacus
Lineage: Eukaryota; Viridiplantae; Streptophyta; Magnoliopsida; Malvales; Malvaceae
Product: glycine-rich cell wall structural protein-like
Exons: 3
Coding region: 1-483 (160 amino acids)
Source: RefSeq, a predicted model, not a curated record
AUGGAACAUGUUCUUCGUCUGCGAAGUUACAUGUCGAAUCUCAGCAUUGAUAAUCUUCUUGUUGUUCAACGUCGCGUCGGCCGAGAAAAUUCGGGCGAUCUUCAUGUUCGGAGUUUCGAUAGUCGCCGUCGAAAACAACAAUUACAUCAAGACGUUAGCGAAAGCAUGGUGGGUCUAAAUGUCUCUGAGUCUUGGCCUCUAGGCGGUGUUGCAGGGAUAGCUCAGUGCAGGAGGUUUGAGAAGGAUAAUUUCGGUGGUGGUUUGACUGGUGGUGCCGGACGAGGGCUCGGUGUUCCUCGUGGUGGUUGUUUUGGUCAUGGAGGAUUUCCUUUUUUUGGUGGUGGUGGAUUUUUGUGUGGUGAACCCGGUGGUGGCGCUGGAAGAGGUCUUGGUGGCGGUUUUGGAGUAAGUUUCGGUGGCGCCCAUGGCGAUAAUUUGGGAGGCGAAGCAGUUGUUGGUGGAGGAAUUGGGGGAGGAUUCUAA